This is a messenger RNA of Lindgomyces ingoldianus, 1234 nucleotides long. RefSeq lists its product as uncharacterized. The record is from RefSeq and is a predicted model, not a curated record. Lineage: Eukaryota; Fungi; Ascomycota; Dothideomycetes; Pleosporales; Lindgomycetaceae. Bases 253 to 888 code for a protein of 211 amino acids. The transcript has a single exon.
AUGCAAGUCACGAUCGCAUUUCCUUAGUAACGACGAGGUGAGAGAACUUCAGGAAUGAUGAAGAUGCGAUUAUAUAGGCCGUACAAUUCUCUCCGUUCUCAGAAUUCAUCAUCACAGCCAAACUCAUCAUCAACAACACCAACAACAACAGCUACUUCAACUCGUCAAUUCUAGUCGCAUAUUCACUCGUUUGUACAUUUUACAGCAAUCUCCCAAUCCAUCCGUGAACCACAAGUCGCAAACACUUUCAAGAUGGUGAAUGUCAAAUCCCUCCUCUUUGCAGCCUCCGCGCUUCUUAGCGGAAUUGCUGCAGCUCCCUUCCCAUCUAGCGGCCUCGAGGCCCACGCCACCGACACCGUUGCCGUCGAGUCUCGCCAUCUGAACGCCCCCCACGGCCUCGAGCGUAGGACUCUGGCCCGUGGACAGACUACUACUCCCAUGGACAUGCGAGAGAAUCAAUGGAUUUACGGCAGUUCGGUAAAGCGCCAGAAUCUGGAUGCAAUCGCAAUCACCGACUUGAGCGGCUGUACCGUACUUGUCUUCUGGGAUAAAGAUUGGUGGCCCUCUGCCUUCCACCUCCUCUGCGGCAAUGAAGAGGCGGAUGCCCAGGAGGCAUAUUCGAGAAUUGAUGAAAUGGGCGGGGGCUUGGACGACAACGGCAUCUCUAUCGCGUAUAGCCACCAACAAUAUUUGGACGCUACCAUACGGGGACUCAAAGCCUACAAUCCAGAUGCCGAGAGAAAAAUCAUCAACAGGCAGUUCUACGACUGGGCCAACAUUAAAAGCCUUCGCCCGGGCAACAGAGUCACUAUGACUAUUCACCGGGGUAGCAACGUGCUUCAGCAGACCGAUGCUCCAGGCACUUCCAACCAGCCCGGUGGGAAGUAGUUCUUAGGAACGCUUCAUGGAAGAGGCUAGAUUGAAGAGAAUAGUAGGAUCACAUUUAGUUGCCAUGGUGUUAGAUGGCGAAUUAGAAUAAAUUUUAGCGAGAUAGUCACUCUUUUAGUUUAGUUAUAUUUUCCUAGUUAGAUACACUCAUUUAGAUCACCUGCUUUCGUUCGGAACUUGACUGGAUCUCGCGCUAUUUUCACAAGGCUUUGUAUCUUACUUUUUUACAAAGGUUUGAGAUCAUUUUAGGGCUGUUUCUCAAGCUACCUCGCUAUUAAUCCUUCUUUGCGCGCAGCUGCUUUCUGAGCAGCCUCAACCUCUUUCUUCUUCUUUACUACAACCUUCA